This is a messenger RNA of Sesamum indicum (sesame), 1603 nucleotides long. Its product is annotated as peroxisomal adenine nucleotide carrier 1. NCBI's taxonomy places the organism in Eukaryota, Viridiplantae, Streptophyta, Magnoliopsida, Lamiales, Pedaliaceae. Gene Ontology annotation, cellular component: peroxisomal membrane. Gene Ontology annotation, biological process: peroxisome organization; fatty acid beta-oxidation; ADP transport. The record is from RefSeq and is a predicted model, not a curated record. Gene Ontology annotation, molecular function: ATP transmembrane transporter activity; ADP transmembrane transporter activity.
AAUACUUCUUAUUACACUGCCAACGCCCAUUCCUCGCACGUUCCCCAACACGAUUACUCCCACCCAAAUCUUGGCGGCUUAUAAAUGACAUGCCUCCUUCCCAAAUUCUCCACCUCCGCUGGCCGGUGCCCCCACCUUAAUUUCUUGAUUACUCUCGCACCCGAAUUCAGUUCCAGCAAUCGUAAUUUGCGUCCAAAAGUUGAAUAGAUUCUGAUAUGGAAUCUUUAGUGGAGGCGACUUCCGGUGCGGUGGGUUCACUGGUGAGCACCACCAUUCUGUAUCCACUUGAUACUUGCAAGACUAAGUAUCAAGCUGAGAAUCGAGCCCAUCAUCAUAAAAAAUACAGGAACAUUUCAGAUGUCCUGUGGGAAGCAAUAUCCACACGUCAAGUGUUGUCUUUGUACCAGGGACUGGGAACAAAGAACUUCCAGUCUUUCAUUUCACAAUUUAUCUAUUUCUACGGAUACAGCUUUCUGAAGAGACUUUACUUGAGGGAAAGCGGAGCUAAAUCUAUAGGAACAAGAGCCAACUUGAUCAUAGCAGCUGCUGCUGGUGCAUGCACAGUCAUAGUUACACAGCCGCUGGAUACAGCAUCUUCAAAGAUGCAAACAAGUGACUUUGGGAAAUCCAAGGGGCUCCAGAAAUCUCUCUCAGAGAGCACCUGGAGCGAGUUAUUUGAUGGUCUCGGCAUCUCUCUUCUUCUAACGGCAAAUCCUUCCAUUCAGUAUACCGCUUUUGAUCAGUUAAAGCAGAGAAUGCUGAAGAAGAAGAAUAGGGAAAACAGUGGUGAUGUAACAGCUCCGGAAGCCCUCUCUGCAUUUUCUGCUUUUGUGUUGGGGGCCGUCUCAAAAUGCAUUGCUACCUGUGUAACAUAUCCAGCUAUAAGGUGUAAAGUGGUGAUUCAGUCAGCUGAGUCUGAUGAAAAUAACAACGACAAUGCUCGAUUAAGAUCCCGUAAAACAGUGUCCGGGGCACUCUAUGCAAUUUGGGAAAAAGAAGGUUUACUAGGUUUCUUCAAAGGUCUACAGGCCCAAAUCCUCAAGACUGUCCUAAGUUCAGCAUUGCUUUUAAUGAUAAAGGAGAAGAUCACAAAGUCUACAUGGAUCCUAAUGCUUGCACUAAGAAGGUUUAUGUUUGUAACCAGAACCCGGUUAAAGAGCUCUUGAAGAAGUCUCGGGUUAAGUCCUAUAGGUGUUAACGUACUGUCCAUCGUUUAACAGAGUGAUUUGGUAAAUGCAAUAAAGGUGAAGAUGCUCCAUGGCUGAAUUUCUCAGUACCAAGAAGGAUUCUGCUUCAUUGUAAUUCACUUGUUAGUAUACAAUUUAAGCAAGAUUAGGAACAGAACCUAUGUUGUCGUCCUAAUUCAUUGGAGAGCAAGGAUGUAUCAAGAUUCACUAGAGUGGCCUAUAGAAUGAAACUGCUGUUGUAAAAUUUUUGCCUCUUCCUCAGACCAAGUGGUCGGGGCAGUGACAGUCAGUUGUGAGUGUAUUGUCAUAGUAAAGUUUUGAGGAAAUACUAUUGGUGCUUUGCUUCUUGCACAAACAAGUAUUUGGCUUUUCACCGUCUACUGUUGUAUCUGCAUAUGCCUUUUGCUCUGUUUCUA